Messenger RNA from Rotaria sp. Silwood1, 1077 nucleotides. NCBI's taxonomy places the organism in Eukaryota, Metazoa, Rotifera, Eurotatoria, Philodinida, Philodinidae. The record is from the annotation of a GenBank genome assembly.
AUGUUUGAUUUUAUUCCUCACUCGACUGAAUUGACAAAGUUGGUUGCUGCUGAAAUCACAUUAGUUUAUCACGGAAUACGUCAUGGACAUAGCUAUUUGAGUCAGGCAUGCACUGCUGAUGUCUCGAAGAAAUUGUGUCAAGAUUCAACUAUUGGAAAAAAUCUCACAUGUGGACGAACUAAAGCUCGUGAAAUUGCUGCUAAUGUUUUAGCUCCAUUUAUGACUUCUCAAAUUACAGAAAUGAUUAAUAAAUCCGGUUUUUAUUCUUUAUCAUUCGAUGCAUCUAACAAAGGUCACAAGAAAAUGUUCCCAUUUGUUGUAAAUUACUUCACAGUUCGUGGUAUCGAACGAUCAGUGAUUGAAGUAAUUGAACUAGUUAAUGAAACAGCUGAUCAUAUUGUUGCUUCACUUCGAGAAGUAUUGCAAAUGAAUAAUAUUGAUAUUCAGAAUAUGACAUCAAUUGGUGCUGAUAAUACAAACUUAUUAUUGAAACACAUCAAUAUUCGUUGGCUUAGCCUAUAUCCGUCUAUUGAACGAUUACUCAAAGUAUUUGAUCCAUUAUCUGCUUAUUUUUUGGAUUUGGGUGACGAAGAUGCUUUUCCAUGUCCACCAAUAAUUUCAAUGUUUUUUACUUCUACUGAAGCCAAAUGUACAAUUGUAAUUAAAUAUAUUGAGAAAUAUUAUGAUGAACAAUCUGAAUUGGCUGAAUUAACUGCAGUUUUUGGCAUACGUGAAAUCGAUCAAAUAAAAUUUCAUCAAAUUGAAGAGUGUGUCGUUUUUCUCAAGUUGGAAAUUGAUCAUGAUAAAUUAUUCGAUGAAUUGAAUAUUUUACAAUCCACAUUCAAAGAAGUCAAUUCAUAUCGUGAACCAUUGAGUGAUCAAAUUCGAAAAUAUAUCGGUGACGCUGCUCAUAAUUUCAGUGGAGAUAUAAUCAAUGAUCAAAAUAAUGAAUCACAGGAUGAAGAAGAUCUUUUUCAUAAAGCAACAAUUGAAAUUCAUGAAAAAGAAAAUCAGAUUCGAUCUGAUCAAUUGUGGGCAUAUCUGCUCACAAAAUCAACAACUUUAUGCAGCGAAAUG